Alosa alosa (allis shad) is the source of this 1257-nucleotide messenger RNA. RefSeq names its product fatty acid-binding protein, intestinal-like. The transcript is spliced from 4 exons. Gene Ontology annotation, biological process: fatty acid transport. The record is from RefSeq and is a predicted model, not a curated record. NCBI's taxonomy places the organism in Eukaryota, Metazoa, Chordata, Actinopteri, Clupeiformes, Clupeidae. Bases 179 to 577 code for a protein of 132 amino acids. Gene Ontology annotation, cellular component: nucleus; cytosol. Gene Ontology annotation, molecular function: fatty acid binding.
GUCCACAUCAGCAGACUGAUAAUCACCAAAAUAAGGCCGCCUCGCUGACUGUUCGCGUUUAUAAAAAGGGUGGGAAUGAUAGAGAGAAGGUGAGAGAGACAGAAAGAGAGAGAGGAGGACAGAGAGUGAGUUAAAGAGUGUGUGAAAGAGUGUCCUGUCCUACAGUUACCUAGCAAAGAUGACUUUCAAUGGAACUUGGAAAGUUGACCGUAGUGAGAACUACGACAAGUUUAUGGAACAAAUGGGCAUUAACAUCAUGAAGAGGAAGCUGGCGGAACAUGACAACCUGAAGAUCACCAUCACCCAGACUGGAGAGCAGUUCCACGUUAAGGAGUCCAGCACCUUCCGCACCAAAGAGAUCGACUUCACACUCGGCGUUCAGUUUGACUACGCUCUGGCCGAUGGAACAGAAGUUUCAGGCUCCUGGAACAUGGAGGGUGAGAUGCUGAAGGGUUCCUUCACCAGGAAAGACAACAACAAGGUUCUCACCACCACCAGGACUCUGGUGAACGGGGAACUGGUUCAGAGCUACAGCUAUGACGGGGUGGAUGCCAAGAGAAUCUUCAAGAAGGAGUAAAAAUUAAACUGGAACAAGAAGCACAGACAUUUCUGCCAAACACACUAGUGAAAUGUAUCUACCCCUGGGACAUAAUCACACAUCUGUUUAAAAGAUCAGAUUUAGCAUCCGCAUUUUCUCCCCCCUACACACACACACACACACACACACAAACAGUGUAGUUAUUUUACCUUCAAAUAACAGCAUCAAACACAUUUCAAUGCCACACUGAUAUACAGUAAGGACAGAGGAGUGUCUGACAAAGCAGAUGUGCAUCCCGUAUGCUUGGUAUGGCCCUGUGUGCCGUUGUCGUAGAUAGAAGCAUGUCCCUUUUCAUCGGUAUUAUAUAUAUUUUAGAACCCUUUAGCACUAAAUGGGUACCCUGUACGUUGAAAAUUGACGAAAAGUGGAAAUUCCUACAUCGUGUUUCUGUAAAGCAACACAAUGUAAGAAUUGUUUUGAAUGCACUGAAUACCCAUUCAGUGCUAUGGGGUCUAAAAUACGUCGAAAACUGAGAAAUAGGGUUGCGUUCCUUUACAAAACAACAAGGUUCCAUAAGGCAAUGCCAAUCAUUCUGGGCGUGCAUUAGCAAUUACAGAGACUCCAUUUUGUCUGAUGCAUGUCAAUGUGUCAUCAAAAUGAGUCUGAAGGUGUUAUUUAUUAAAGGAGAAUUCCGGUGUGAUAUUGACCUAAAGUGUAUU